AUAUAAACCUCCCAAAAACCUUGAGCCAAAACCCUCGCCCCAAAACCGAUCACCCAUGGCGGCGGCGUCGGCAGCUGCUGCGGCGUGCCGCAGGGCCGUCUCCAGCACCCUCCGCGGCCCGCCGAUAGAGAGCCUGGCCGCGACGGCCGCGCGCGCCGCCGCCCCCACCGGCGACCAGUUCGUGGACCUCCUCGACGCCAACUUCAACAGGCCGGCCCCGCCGCCGCCCCCCAAGACGCGCACGGAGAACAACUCCCCGACGUUCGCCACCUCGGGCGACCCCUGCCUCGACUUCUUCUUCCACGUUGUCCCGGGCACCCCGGCCGGCACCGUGUCAUCGCUCCUCGCCAACGCCUGGGCCGCCGAGCCGACCACCGCGCUCCGCCUCGCCUGCAACCUCCGCGGCGUGCGCGGCACCGGCAAGGCCGACCGCGAGGGGUUCUACGCCGCCGCGCUCUGGAUGCACGGCUCCCACCCCGCCACGCUCGCCCUCAACGCGCGCCCCGUCGCCGAGUUCGGCUACCUCAAGGACCUCCCCGAGAUCCUCCACCGCAUCAUCCACGGCGGCGUCUCCACCAGGAAGCCGGGGAAGCAGGCCCGCCUCGCCGCCGAGGGAGGAGGGCUCGUCGCCCGCGCGCACGCCAUCCCCGCCUACGCUCGCUUCGCCCGUUUCCGAUCUCGUACGCGUACGCCGCGCCCCGGCCGGAGGAUUGAGGUGUCGGGGCUCGCGCGCCGCAACAAGAAGCGCACGAGGAGGGCGCGCAUUGCUGCCAGCCAGAGGCGUGAUCUGGAGGAGGCCGCCCAGGCCGCCGUCGCGCGCAGGAAGAAGCGCACGGACGCCGCGGCGACGGCCGUCCAGAGGUACACCCGCGACCAGAACUACCGCCUCCUGCACGACAUGACGGCGGAGGUGUUCGCCGACCUUCUCGCCGAGGACCUGAAGAAGCUCGCGGCAGGCAACAUGGAUCUCUCGCUGGCCGGGAAGUGGUGCCCGUCAGUCGACAGCUGCUACGACCGCUCCACGCUCAUCUGCGAGGCCAUCGCGCGCCGCCUCUUCCCCAAGGGCUCGGCCCGCGAUCUUCCCGAGGACUUGCCGGACGCGCACUACGCCUACCGCGUGCGCGAGCGCCUCCGCAAGGAGGCCUACGUGCCGCUCCGCCAUGCCCUGAAGCUCCCCGAGAUCUUCAUCUCGGCGGGCGAGUGGGCGAAAGUGGUGUACACGCGCGUGUCCUCCGUCGCCAUGAAGAACUACAAGGAGCACUUCGUCUACUACGACCAAGCGCGCUUCGCCCGCUACCUGGCCGACGUCGAGGCCGGCAAAGUGAAGAUAGCGGCGGGCGCGCUGCUGCCGCACGAGAUCCUGACGUCCGCCUACUUCGACCCCGAGGUCGCCAACCUGCAGUGGAAGCGCACGGUGGACGACCUGCUGGCGCUGGGCAAGCUCAACAACUGCCUCGCCGUGUGCGACGUGUCUGGCAGCAUGUCCGGCCUCCCAAUGGACGUCUGCGUCUCGCUGGGCCUCCUCCUCUCGGAGCUCUGCGACGAGCCGUGGCGCCACCGCGUCAUCACAUUCAGCAUGCGGCCGCAGCUGCACCACGUCGUCGGCGACACCCUCUGGGAGAAGGCCCAGUUCGUCCAGCGCAUGGAGUGGGCCAUGAACACCGACUUCCAGGCCGUGUUCGACCAGCUCCUCCACGUGGCCGUCGCGGGCAAGCUGCCCCCCGAGAGCAUGGUGAAGAAGGUGUUCGUGUUCAGCGACAUGGAGUUCGACCAGGCGUCGGCCAGGCCGUGGGAGACGGACUACGAGGCCAUCACGAGGAAGUACACCGAGGCCGGGUACGCCGACGCCAUACCGCAGAUCGUCUUCUGGAACCUGCGCGACUCGAGGUCCGUGCCGGUCACGUCGGAGCAGAAGGGGGUGGUGCUCGUCAGCGGCUUCUCCCAGAACAUGCUCAAGCUCUUCCUCGGCCCAGAGGAAGAAGAACAGAAGGUAGAAGAAGAAGAAGAACUACAAAAGGGAGAUGGGAAUUCGAAAGAAGAAGAAGAACAAGAAUUGAAGAAAGGAAAAGAAGUCGCCAUGACGCCGAGGUCCGUCAUGGAGAAGGCCAUCGCCGGGCCGCUGUACGAUAAGCUCGUCGUCUUCGACUGAUCGACUACAAGCCCCGGCCGUGCUCUCUGAAUAAUCAAUCGGGUGUGGUAGUUUUUGUUUUCUUCAGCGUAUUUCCUGCUCUCUGAACAAUUUGCGUCGAUUUUGCUUUCAAACCUAGCUAGUUUGUUAUCGAAUAAAUCCUGUUAUCGAAUAAAUCCUAUGUCAUGUCUCAUGGACAGGCGUUUGGAAAUGGACACGAAUCUCGUAAU
This is a messenger RNA of Triticum aestivum (bread wheat), 2358 nucleotides long. RefSeq lists its product as uncharacterized. The record is from RefSeq and is a predicted model, not a curated record. Lineage: Eukaryota; Viridiplantae; Streptophyta; Magnoliopsida; Poales; Poaceae. The coding region runs from base 56 to 2149 and encodes 697 amino acids. The transcript has a single exon.